CGGAAGUAAAAUAGUGCACAUCUGGUAGUUUGGGUACAUUAUGUUCUGAUACAGCGAUGUCUUCUUCGUUGUUAGAUUCAGCUCCCGGCAGACAGAAGAGGAGCUUGGCUGAGCUGCUCGCUGGAAGACUUCUGAAGUCAGAUCGUAAAGCUGAAGACAGCACUACAAAGCUCCAGGAGGAUACAUUGUAUUUGCUGAGCUGCCACCAAGAUCCAUGCCACUUCCUUUCUGAGUUUGAAGCUCCGCCAGUUAAAAAGACACUGGGGAUUAGUGAGUACUCUGACUCCAGCAAGUCUCACUCACCACCUGCAUUCAUAGACUCAUUUAUAGGCUCAACCUUACGUGAUCAGGCCUCACACUUAGGGUUACCAGCUGGUGUGCUGACAGCAAGAGCUACGGUAUCCAGCAUUCAGCAGAUUUGCCAAGUCGCAGAGGAUUGUGCAAGAAAAGCCCUACUGACUGAGGAGCAGAGAAACAAGUUGUCUGCUUUGCUGAAGGCAUUAAAAGGAUUGCUCUCAGAAAAUUGCUUUAGCCGCUCACUUUUUUCCAAGGAGAUUUGGAAAGCACAACGCCCCCCUGUUUUGGAGGCUGUCUGGCACUUGCACAAUGAAGAGAUUUUGCGCGUGGAGAUGCUGCUGGAGAGCUGUACAGACCCAAGUGCUGCUGUGGAAUGGUUCUGCAGUGAAAUGCGCUUAUUGUGUCAGCACAUGGAGAAGGAGUCCGCAGUCUCAGAGCUCCCUGAGAUGAUUAUAUCAGAUUUCCUAAUUGUGUUGGUUGAAAGCAGCUUCUGUAAAUCUUCAAAUCUUGAGAAGUCGUCAGAUACUCCCAGAAUUGUAGAGAUCUCACUCUUGGUUCUGGAUAAAAUGCUUUCAUGGUUACUGAACACAGUUUUUGAAGGGAAAUGUGAAGAGGUUUACAAGUCAAGUGAUGAGAGACACUGGUUAAUUGCUUUUGAGGUGCCACGGUACAGAAUCCAUGUGAAUCCUGAAUCCUUAGAGAAGUUUUUUGUCCAUACACUUACCCAGGCUCUCACAUACAGGCCUAAACUUAAAGUCUCUGAUGCCAUCAGAUGUCAAGGAAACUGGAGCUUUGUGAAAACUUGCCCUGUUCUCACUGAUUUAUACCGCAAGCUGUUUGUUGUCAUCAGUGCAGACAAGCUUAUUGCCCACUUACAACUAGUUCUAGAAACUCAAGAGGUAAACUAGCAUCAUAUCCUAACCUGUGUAUCCUGUCUGGUCAUAUGUCAGUCGGAGGCCCAGCAACUUGUGAAAGAUCUUCUGAGUCGCCUGUUGAUACAAGCCUUUGAGAGCUACGAGCUUGAGUGUCUGAUCACUGCUUUUCUGAUUGCCCGGCAGGCUGCUCUUGAAGGCCCUGCUGCAUUUGUACCAUACUCUGAGUGGUUUAAGUGCAACUUUGGCAAUGCCAGCUCAUACCACAGUUCAAGCAAGAAGUCUUUAGUUUUCCUUUUAAAGUUCCUCUCUGAUCUGGUGCCCUUUGAAUCUCCACAGUACCUAAAGGUACAUGUUCUGCAUCCUCCAUUUGUGGCCACAAAAUAUCGUUGCCUUCUAAUGGAAUACAUCUCCUUGGCCAAAACCAGGCUAGCGGACAUGAAGGUUUCUAUCGAAGACAUGGGACUAUAUGAAGAUUUGUCAGCUGCACCAGAUAAAAAUCAGCCUCAGUCCCAGGCUCUACAGGAUGUGGAAAAGGCCAUUAGUAUAUUUGAGAACACUGGCAAAAUACCAGCCAGUGUAAUGGAAGCCAGCAUUUUUCGUAGACCGUAUUUUACAUCUCGCUUCCUUCCGGCUCUGCUUGCACCUCGUGUGCUCCCAGCUUCUCCAGACUCUCUCAUGCAGCUUAUUGAUUCUUUGAAGAGAGCAGAUAAAAUUCCUGCAAACACCUUCAAUACGUAUCUAGAAGCUUGUGAUCAGGAGAAGCAUCGGAAAAUUGGAGGCACUGAGAGAAUAAACCCAGAUUUGCGAGAAGAGCCCCUUGAGAGACUGAGAUCAGCGUUAUGUGAUUUGCGCCCCUUAGUUACAGGCUCAAACAAAUAUGAAGAUGUUUCAUCUCAGGUGGCUGUGAUUUCUGAUAGGCUGGCUGCAGUAAUAGGGAGUGAAAAAGCUGAAGGAGUUUUUACUAUUCCAGACUUGGUUGCUUCUGUAGCGAUGCUGGAACUCCAGGAUGAGAAAGUUGCUGACCUUAUCCUGACCUGUUUUUGCCAGUGUGUUAUGACUGCCUCAUCUUCUAAUCCACCUGACAGUCAGGGACCCUGGCCAUCCUUGUAUGUGAAAAUGCUGUGUGGUAAUAUAAGGGCUCUCUUUGCAGUACUAAGACGGAUUUUGCAGCUUCUCUGCCAUCAGGCUAACCUUCUCAGUGACACACACAUUGUAGGACUUGCUGCUUUCUCCAUCCAUUUACAUGAAUGUAGAACAUCUCUUCCAGUUUCUCACUCUCUGGAAUUUUUCUGGGAGGCUCUCUUGAGCCGUCUGAGCUCCGAAUACAUGUCUGCAUGUCUGAGGUUCUGCACAGCUGCAGUUUGCUAUGCCUUCUGCAAGUUCUCUCUGCUUUCUCCUGAUGCAUCUCCUUGCUGCCUUCCUUACUUGUUUCUGCACAAGUUGCAACAUCUUCUUCCUCGGUUGAUCCCAGAGACACGAAAACAAGUAAUACGGGGGGAUGAAAUGGACACACUCCUUCCAUGGAAAUCGCUCUCCCAGCCAGCUUCUGGUUGGAAAGAAGCAGCCCUGAUUCUGUGGCAUCAGCGUUCCCUGCAGGACCUGAUAGGAAGGAAGCCAUUCCAUCUUUCUUUCAGAGACUGGCUUCUUUGUGAAUUGUCAUUGAAUCCUGAUAGUGAUGCUCUUAAUGACAUAGAGAGACAGGACUACCAGCGUUGGACUGUGAACCUGUUUUAUCUACUAGAAUCCUCUGAGGAAGGGGGUUGCAGUGGAGAUAUAGAGCAAGCCUGUACAGUCAUGGUUGAUACUAUACUUGAGUUCUGCAGCAGAUCUCAACUACAGUCCAGCGGCAAACAGCGCAAUGGUUUUCUUUUCCACAACCACACUGGUCUGGCUGACGUCCUAUGCCGGUUACAGGAGCUGGUCAGUGAUUUGGUGCUAAUUCGUCACCCAUCAUCUCUCGGGGUUAGCUACAGUCAUUUUCUCUUUCAAGUGUUCCAGAAGAGACUAAUUGUAGGUGCAGAUCAAUCGGAAAUGAGCAAACGAUUAAUAAAACAAAGGGAAGUUGCAUCAUGCUGUAGGGUUCUUCUUGGUCUCCCCCCUCUCCUGCUGAUCACACCGCACUGUGAGAGAGGUUUCAGCUCCGACGACUUCUUCAGAUUUGUCAAUGAAGAAUUGAAAAAUCAUGGACCUCGGGGAAGUGCACUACCAUACAACAUUAUACUGCAUUUCUUUAGAGGUGUCUUGAGCUGUUGUUCACAAUGUGAUGAUCCUGCCGAAGGCGUAAAUUCCAUAUUGGUAGCAUCUCGUUCUAUGUGCCCAAUCAUCCUGACAUCUGCGGCACUUUGGUGGCCUCAGUUGGAUCCAGUUGUUAGAUGUCAGUGGAGCCGUUUUUUUGGCGGUGAUUUACCAAGAGAGUUUGAAGUUUUGAGGGAACUGCAAAUCACUGUAGAUAGGUGCAUCUCACUUGAAUCUGCUCCUCCACUCUCACAUACACCCUGGCUAGUGGCUGCCUUUUUGUAUUUCACAAUUCAGAGACAGAAGCUGCCAUCCAGUAAAUUUCCUGAACUCCUGGCAAGUUUAGGUGCUAAAGCAGAGCAGCUGUUGGUAUCCCUUCUCUUCUUUGCAUUAAUGGAUUUAAUUCCUGCUUUAAUAAAGCAGGAAGAAACUGAAAUGAAAAGUACACUGGAGAAUUGUGUCCAAAUUAUCAAUUUUUUGGCAAACAUAGGGGGCUGUUGGGUGUCUAUCUUUCAGGUGUUACAAGGAGCAAAUGAAUUACCCAGAGCUAGUCAUGCGUAGCCGUCAGUUCCUGAUAUGCUGCAUUCCCAAGUGUCCAAAACUAAGCAGCACACUUAGGAGCCAGUUACAGGACAUUUGUGGACAGUAUGACCCUGAGCUAGCAGCAGUUCUUCUCCAUUCUCCCCAAGCUGCACAGGAUGACGAUGAUGAUUUGUAUAAAGAGCCAAGCCUUUUCUAAGAGAAGAAACGGUACUACAAAUGGCUUUUUCUUCCUUAACGUGUGACUGAAGCCAUGUUUAAGGCUAUUAUGGCAUCCAGCAACUGUGUUCUGGUCAAGACAAAACAGGAAGCAAUUUUGCACCAUAACAUGAAUGAUAAGGGUAUAAUGCAUUCUGUAAAUAAUUUAUUCAAAGACUGUCCAUAUUCUAUCCUUCCUUAUUAAACUUUUUUUUACAAAA
Messenger RNA from Bombina bombina (fire-bellied toad), 4366 nucleotides. It is a transcript of the gene FANCA, whose product is annotated as FA complementation group A. Gene Ontology annotation, biological process: interstrand cross-link repair. The record is from RefSeq and is a predicted model, not a curated record. The transcript has 41 exons. Gene Ontology annotation, cellular component: Fanconi anaemia nuclear complex. Lineage: Eukaryota; Metazoa; Chordata; Amphibia; Anura; Bombinatoridae.